AUGGCGUCCUUCGUGGCUUUGGUCACGGUCCUUCUGCUUGCCUGCCGAGUGCAGGCAGCGGCUGUCUUUGCUCACUUCAUGGUGACCAAUUCGGCCAACUACACAUCCAAUGACUGGAAGAAUGACAUGAAACUGGCACAAGAGGCGCACAUUGACGCUUUUGCGCUGAAUAUGGCCUAUAAUGACCCAACUAACAUGGACGCGCUCCCUGCUGCUUUCUCAGCAGCGGAAUCAGUCGGCUUCAAGCUCUUCUUUUCUUUUAAUUAUGCUGGAAAUGGCAAUUGGCCAAAGACGGAUGUCAUCAAUUUGAUCAACCAGUAUAGUGCUCACUCAUCUUACUUCUUCUAUCGAGGACAAGCGUUUGUCUCCACGUUCGAAGGACCCGGCCGUGCCAAAGAUUGGCCUUCAAUCAAGGCUGCUACCGGCUGCUUUUUCAUCCCCAGUUGGUCAUCCCUCGGAGCCAAGCCGGCGGUGGAAACCGGGGUAGUGGACGGUCUGUUCAGCUGGGCCGGCUGGCCUUGGGGCCCUCAGGACAUGGACACCUAUAUCGACGCCUCCUAUAUUCAAUAUCUCGCCAGUAUGCCGUACAUGAUGCCCGUGUCCCCGUGGUUCUUUACCAAUCUGCCGGGUUAUAAAAAGAACUGGAUGUGGCGGGGAGACCAUCUGUGGCAUGACCGGUGGCAGGAGGUGCUCUAUGUCCAGCCGGAGUUUGUCGAGAUUAUUUCAUGGAAUGACUACGGCGAAUCUCACUAUAUUGGACCUAUUGGAACCGCCGACGUCACCGAAGAGAAACUCGUGGCCUGGUAUCGGCUGAGUCCCGCGGCGGCUUGUGGCAGUGGCGGCACCAGUGGCAACACUGCGUCUCAGCUGCAGAUUGAAUUUUCGCCAGUGCAGAUGGCCCAGGAUAGGGUCUUUUUCUCCGCCGUGCUUGGCUCGUUUUCUGGGGUCGUUGUCUCAAUUGGAGGGUCAGCCCAAACUGCCGCGUGGAGCUCCGUCCCGGAUGGUAAUAUCGGAGUCUACCAUGGCAGUGUGGCUUUUGACGGCCGCACGGGACCAGUGACCGUGUCGUUGCUCCGCGAUAACCAGGUGAUCACCACUAUUCAGGGCAAACCCAUCUCUGCUAGCUGCGUCAGGGUGUCCGCCAGGCCAAAGCUCCUGCUCUCCGAGCAGACCUGUAUGAACGGCACGGGCGCCAACAACUUUGCUGGUCUGUGCGGGUUCGCGUGUACCUAUGGAUACUGCCCUCUAGGGGCCUGCACAUGUACGAAGAUGGGGGUAGGCUACGAGAAACCUAACUCGACUGGCGUGCAAGGCUAUCCCAUCGCAGUUGAGGACGCCAGCUAUAGUGGACUGUGCUCGUUUGAUUGUAAUCUUGGCUUUUGUCCGCCCUCGGCCUGUGGGACUGUGGAGGUUCCCCUGACCACACCAACGGUCUCGCCGUUCCUCCCGCCAGCCUGCACGGCAGGAACCGGCGAGGGCAACCUUGCUGGGCUCUGUGACUUCAGCUGUGCACAUGGCUUCUGUCCCAUGAACGCGUGUACCUGUACGGGUCAGGGGGCGCUGAAUGUCAUGAAUCCUACGACUGAUAAGACUGGCAUGGCUGCCCCGGGAAUGGACCCGACCAUCUACAGUCCGCUGUGCGAAUUCACCUGUCAGCGUGGAUACUGUCCUGAAGGGGCAUGCACGCCAAAAUCUGGAGGUUCUGGCGGUGGUGGCUCUGGGUCAGGAUCUGGGGAUGGUGAUGUUUACAUUGCACCAUCUAUCUGGGAUUCGCCUUCCCCAGUCGUUCAAUGCCAGCCCCCAUGCUCCCUGAUCAUGCCGCCACUGCCUCUUGCUAGCCCAUCCACCAUCUCGAUUCCUCCCUGGAGCACACCUGUCGAACAAAGUUACUGGACCACCAGAACGACGACCGAUAAUGAUGGCAGCACAACAACUUACCAUGGUUAUGAGAUUGCUACGACCACCAUUACUAUCCUCUUCCCAACAUCCGUGAUUACCGAGAUUCCGGUCUGGGGAAUAUCGAUCAACGCCAGCCAGACUAGCCCUUCCACUGUGGAGAUGACGAGCAGUAUCACCUUGCCCCAUAUGGUGUACGUGCUGCCUCCUUUAGCAUCAGCUCCCACCCCAACCAGCACCACAACCACCAUCACGCCACCCCCGUAUCCUUGGUCCCAGACUGAGAAGGACACUCACCUCAACACGGGCACGACCAUCUGGUCCCGCGGCACUCCCACGCCCUCCGCCAGCAAGGGUAGCAAGGGCACCGGCCACCGCUGCGCGCCGUUCUGCAAAGGGCCCUGUCUAACCUGCCCCCCGGACUGGAGCGAUAUAUCCAGCGGUGGAGGCGGUAGCGGCAGCGGUAGCGGCAGCGGCUCCGAUGGCAACGAAGACAAUGAGUGCAGCACCCAAACGGCACAGGUCUGCUCUACAGUCUGCGUUGCGGGCUCCGGGUGUGAUUUCUCUUGCUCCACUACGACCGGCUGCUCUGCGACGGCGUCAUCGACCAAAACCGUCGGCACAGCCCCACCCGGCGUCAUGAUCACAAUGGAGCAGUGGCCAGAGCCGACAGAAGACCCCGACGAUGCCAUCACGAGCAUUGCGCUAUCGCUCGAGUCGGUCCUCUCUUCGAAGUUCGGGACUCUGACCGUGAUCGAGGGAUUGACGACGCCUACGGCGGCCCCAAGCGGUCCUGCUCCCUCGAACGGCCCCUACUUGGGACGCAUCAAAAUCAGCUACUACAAAGACGACCGAAAGGAUACCGGUGAAUGGGAUCUGUACCAGUACUACGAGAACGAGCUUAGUGGCGGCCCCGGAUGUCCUGAAGUAGUAAAACCCGACUUCGUGAAGACCGACGGGGCCUAUCUAGGUAUGCCGGAUGGAGCCAGUGGUUUCCAAGCUUUUGGUGCCGUAUGCAGCUACCACGGGUCAAAUUUGCCAGUGGGUACACUCGGCGAAAAAGUGGGAGGAUCAUGUGCGCAGGGUUGGCAGCGCACCUACAAUGUGAUGUAUUGUGAGUGGUAG
Messenger RNA from Aspergillus thermomutatus, 3021 nucleotides. Its product is annotated as glycoside hydrolase family 71 protein. Bases 1 to 3021 code for a protein of 1006 amino acids. The record is from RefSeq and is a predicted model, not a curated record. NCBI's taxonomy places the organism in Eukaryota, Fungi, Ascomycota, Eurotiomycetes, Eurotiales, Aspergillaceae. The transcript has 6 exons. Gene Ontology annotation, biological process: mating projection tip cell wall disassembly. Gene Ontology annotation, molecular function: glucan endo-1,3-alpha-glucosidase activity.